This is a messenger RNA of Funneliformis geosporum, 315 nucleotides long. The record is from the annotation of a GenBank genome assembly. NCBI's taxonomy places the organism in Eukaryota, Fungi, Glomeromycota, Glomeromycetes, Glomerales, Glomeraceae.
AUGGGAGUAGUGAUUUCUAAUAAUCGCCAAAAUCUAGUUAGUCCACUAAUUAUUAUUUUACCAAUUACUUCUAUAAAAAAAGGAGAUAAAAUUUAUUCUUUUGAAGUGGAAACUUUUCUUAGUAAUCAGUCCGGCAAAAUCUUAAUCGACCAAAUUACUACUACUGAUAAAGUAAAAAGAGUGGGUAAAUUUGUCGGUAAGUUAGAUGAAAAAAUGUUAGUCAGAAUUGAACGAGCUAUUUUUUAUGUGUUGGCUAUUUCGACCGAAGCAUUGGCGGAAGAAUUAGAGGCAAGGAAGAAGAAAAUAAUUGUUUAG